Molecule: messenger RNA, 2025 nt
Organism: Papaver somniferum (opium poppy)
Lineage: Eukaryota; Viridiplantae; Streptophyta; Magnoliopsida; Ranunculales; Papaveraceae
Exons: 5
Coding region: 1-2025 (674 amino acids)
Source: RefSeq, a predicted model, not a curated record
AUGUUAGUCUUUGCAUGGAACUGUUGGGGGUUAGGGAAUGACCCAACAGUUCAAACUCUGAAAUCUUUCCUAAGGAGCUCUAAACCUGAUAUUGUUUUUCUCUCAGAAACAAAGUUAUCUGAAGCUUCUCCUCAUUCCAUUCUUAAUAGAUUUGGAACAAAUAGAAGUCAAUUUUGGCAAAGCUUAUCGGUUUAUUCUCAACAUGUAUCUGGACCUAAAUGCUUUAUUGGAGACUUUACUGCUCUCUCUUCUGUUAGAGAAAAAUUUGGAGGUGAUCAAUCUUUAAACACAACAAUAACCCAAUUUAACAGCUUCAUUCAUGAAAAUCAUCUGUUGGAUUUGGGUUUCUCUGGUCCCGCUUAUACCUGGUGUAACGGCAGGCAGUUUCAAAGCCUAAUAAGAGAGAGACUCGACAGAGUCAUUGCAACUCCAGAUUGGUAUUUAAUGUUUGAGAAAUCUGGUGUUCUUCAUCUGCCGAGAAUCUCAAGUGAUCACUCACCUAUUCUUCUCAACACUUGUAGAAACAUAGAAAGAAAUCCACCUUCCUACAGAUUUAAAGCAUACUGGUGUACACAUCCUGAUUUUCUCAAAGUUGUUUUGGAAAGCUGGAAUAUCAAUCUCUCUGCAGACUUGAUAUCGAAACUUACUUCUCUUGGAAAAUUCCUCAAAAACUGGAGUAAAAAUAAGAUAGGAUGUAUAAGAAAUAAAAUCAGGAAACUCAAGAAAAGAUUACUUCAUCUCCAAUCAUUACCUCCUAACCCUAAUGUUAUUCGUCAAGAAAAAGCUACAACAUCUCAAUUGAAUGAUUACAUCAUUAUGGAGGCUACUUAUUGGGAACAAAUAAUGAAGCAGGAUAUUGCUGAGGAACUUAUUAUAUUCUUUGAAACAUUGUUCCAAGAAGACAUAAACAUUCAACCUCCUUCACAUUUACAAGUUUCUUCUUAUUCUAUGGGUACUGAAGAAAAUUAUUCCUUAUCUACUAUCCCUUCCGGUGAAGAAAUUUGGAAAAUUAUCAAGAAUAUGAAUUCUUUAGGCUCUCCGGGGCCAGAUGGAUUCCCUGUUCUUUUCUAUAGAAAAGGUUGGACAAUUGUAGGAGAAGACACUACUCAGUUCAUUCAGCAGAUUUUUAACACAGGGGAGAUCCAAACUAAAAUUCUAGCUGUCAGACUUAGUCCUUUUUUGAGUCACUUUAUCUCUUGGUCUCGGAAUGCAUUUGUUAAGUAUAGGCAGAUAAUUGAUAAUGUUGUUAUCGCAAAAGAGUUAUUUCAUUCUAUGAAUAAGUCUAAAUCUAAACAAGGAUUCUUUGCUCUUAUAUUGGACAUGUCAAAGGCAUAUGAUCGUGUCUCUUGGUCUUUCUUGAGUUUUAUGCUUCAUCAAAUGGGUAUACAUGCGCAUUCUCACAAUUUGAUUACGAGCUGUUUUACUUCUCCUACUUUUUCUAUUCUUUUGAAUGGUGCUCCGAUCAAUGUUCAUGCUCCAACAAUAAGUCAUCUAAUGUUCGUUGAUGACUUAUUCUUCUUUGGAAACAAUUCUGAAUCAAAUGUGGAUCAUCUUAAGCAUAUUUUGGAUACUUAUUCUUCGUUCUCAGGGCAGAUAAUAAAUUAUACGAAGUCUUCUAUUCAUUUCAGCAAAGGUACUUCUACUUCUAAUAGAUGGAUUUCAAUCCAGAAAUUAGGUGUCAGGGAAAUGGAAAAAGAUGAAAAAUAUUUAGGCACAUACCCUUUGAAAUCAGAUUGUAGUAUUGAAACCUUUGAACCUUUGAAUUCAAAAUUUGAUUCCAAGUUAGCAGGUUGGAGGAAUUUCUUCGUCAUCCUAGCAGGAAGAAUUGUUCUAUCAAAAAGUGUUCUAUCAACAGUACCAAAUUAUACUAUGGGUACUUGCAUUCUUCCUAAGGGAAUCACUAAAGAGCUUUCUCGUACUCAAAGGGCCUUCUGGUGGGGUCAUGAUAUAAAUACUAGAAAAGCUCACUUUAUUAAAUGGGAUAAAGUGGAAAGACCUAAACAAGAUGGUGGAUUAGGCAUUUGA